This is a messenger RNA of Plodia interpunctella (Indianmeal moth), 623 nucleotides long. RefSeq names its product lipopolysaccharide-induced tumor necrosis factor-alpha factor homolog. Gene Ontology annotation, molecular function: zinc ion binding. The transcript has 3 exons. Bases 116 to 547 code for a protein of 143 amino acids. The record is from RefSeq and is a predicted model, not a curated record. Lineage: Eukaryota; Metazoa; Arthropoda; Insecta; Lepidoptera; Pyralidae.
UACAAAUUCUGAUCGAUAGCGGUGUAUUGUCACUGGAUGUGCACGUUUUUGGAAAAGUUAUUUUUUUACCAGUAAGCAAAAUUGUACGCAUUAAAUAUAUACAAAAUCAUUUAAUAUGGCUGACGAAAACACUAUAAAUCAAAAAAUGUCCGAAGUGAAGAUAUCCGGAGGACCCAGCUCAGUUCCAAAUGACCAGUAUGCACAGCAACCGCCGCCGCCGCCGUACACUGCGGCCCCCCCUCCGCAUAUAGUCCAGCCCACCAUCAUUCACACCACCUCCACGGGAGUACCGGUGGUGACCGGGACCUUUGUGGUGACCACUCCAGCCGGGCCGGAGCCUAUGAUUAUGACCUGCCCGUCCUGUAAUCAUCAGAUCGUUACGAGGAUUGAAAGGACCGCAACGUCACGGACUCAUUUGAUUGCUUGCCUAUUGUUCUGUUUUAUUUGCUGGCCCUGCACCUGUCUUCCAUACUGUAUGAACUCCUGCAACAACAUAGACCACUACUGUCCAAACUGCAGUGCAUAUAUUGGAGGCUACAAAUUUUAAUCUAACAUUCCUUCCAAAGACUCCAUCUAGCUAAAUGUGUUUAUAUUUUUUAUAUUACAAAACUACGUAAGCAUAA